Molecule: messenger RNA, 2207 nt
Organism: Pocillopora verrucosa
Lineage: Eukaryota; Metazoa; Cnidaria; Anthozoa; Scleractinia; Pocilloporidae
Product: E3 ubiquitin-protein ligase TRIM71-like
Biological process (GO): proteasome-mediated ubiquitin-dependent protein catabolic process; protein polyubiquitination
Molecular function (GO): protein binding; ubiquitin protein ligase activity
Source: RefSeq, a predicted model, not a curated record
AUCAAUCGAGACAACAUGCUUGACGAGACUCCAAAAAAUCAACUCGGCUCGGGAGGCCGUAGAAUCUCUCAUGAAACAAAACAACAAAGUCGCCGACUUUGCCGAAAACUUGGUACAGAAAAGCUCGAGCUGGGAUAUCAUGCAAAACAAGCACAAUUUGAAACAGAGAUUUGAAGAACUUCGAGGAAUCCAAGCUGCACAACACCAUCAGACCUCGUUCAUCAAGUUUUACCCCUCUCCUGCCGUGGGCUUCAACUUGGGCGAUAUCGCCACCGAAGACAUAGCAGACGCAGGUUGGUCCACUCCAGAGGGACUGGAACAAACUUUUCAUGCUGGUUUAGAAGCAAAGUUCAUUUUAUCCCCCAAAACACCUCAUGGCGAAGUAAAUAACCAGCCUGAUCUCAACGAGCAAAUUAAAGUUUUCAUACAACCAGACAAAGAUAUCAUACAAAUCACACAGAAAAACACAGAAAACGGUAGAUUCGAAGUGAACUUUAUACCCAAAGUACCCGGAGCUUACAGCAUUGAAGUGAAGAUUAAUGGAGAUACACUCGUCAACUCUCCGUUCACUGUGGCGGUGAAGGAGCGUGAACUUACUGUGGUCGGUAAGUUGGAUUUGAAUUUAUUAGAAGGAGAACGAGUCGACGAUCUAUCUGGAAUCGCCGUAAAUACGAUAGGGAAUAUUGCCGUAACUGAUCGUGGUAAAAACUCCGUUUACAUAUUCGAUAAAAGUGGUAAAUGUUUGAGAAAAAUUGGAGUUAAAGGGCAAUUUAUAAACCCAUUUGGCGUGACAUAUUUGAACGAUGACGAGAUUUUGAUUACAGACACAAGUAACAGAAGAAUACAACAAAUUAAUAUCCAAACGGGAACUGUUGUGACAACUUUAGGAAGAGCAGUAGAAGAAGGAGGGUUUCAUUUCCCUUUUGAUGUUUGUUUGGAUGAAGAACGUCGCAUUGUUGUAACCGAGAUUUGUAGUGGUAGGAUACAGGUGAUGUCACGUGAGGGAGAGACUAUUUCCAUCUUUGGAAACAUCGGCCCAGAAAAAUUAAAACAACCAAUGAGCUGCUUGCCUUACAAAGACAAGUUUUUCAUAUCCGAUUGCGAAGAUCACUGCAUUAAGGCUUUCGACAAAUCAGGAACAUUCUUACACAAGUUUGGCAAACGAGGCAAUCAAGAUGGACAAUUUAACAACCCAAAUGGCUUGCUUAUAGACAGGCCCCAUUGCCUUCUGGUGUGUGAUCAGCGCAAUAACCGAGUUCAGCAGUUUUCUCUGGACGGUCGCUUCACUGGAAAAAGUGUCACUCAUUUACCUGGACCUCGUGGAAUAGCAGCAACACCAGAUGGACGUAUUCUCGUGACUACCCCUAAAAAUAUUUUCAUAUUAAAGUAGCUGUUUCAAUAGACACUUAUUUACUUUGCAGUUUGUAUUCCUCUUCUAAUGACCGAACUGUUUCUUUCCUAAUGUUGGAGACUGGAAUUUGUAAGUUUAUUCUUAUUUUUCGAAGAAACUUUUUCGAAUACAACUGAACUAUUUAGCUUUGCGAUUUUAAAUUUUGUAUGUUAGUGGCAUUUAUGCAUAUUCGUAAUAAUGUAGCAAAGGUAAAUAUUAUAGGAUUGUGAUUGUCAAAGAAUAUUUUGCACUAAAGACGUCGCAUUAAAUACAUUAUUUUCAUUCGAUAACCUAGAAGUAAUUACAUAUAUAUUGCUUUCUUCUACUAGAAAGGGUGACACGUGCCAGGUGCUGAAAUAGACGAGUACCAUGUGACAUCCAGCUCUUUUUAGGCCUCGCUCCCAAAAGAAAAAAAAUUACAAAAACAACCGCGUUAUGCGAUUGCGUGACUUUGUAAGGUUAACCAUUUAACUCCAAGAUCUGACUGUUAAUUCUCCCCUCUAGCUGCUACACAUUUCCUUGUAAAUAAGUUACAAGUGUUUGGUGUUAGAUCACGAUAACAACUUCUAUCUGAUAAGUUUGAAUAUUCUCAAAACCUGUUUGCUGGAUAAUUUUUAGAUAUUAUAGUGAGAAGUUACAUGUGAAUCACUUCCGGGAGUGAAAGGUUAAAGGAUAACUUUUUUAAAAUUCCAAUUGUCUUAUUACUUGAAGGUGCUUGUAAGACUGUUCUUCAUCGUUCUUCCCAUUGCUGUAGUGAGAGAGAGGGAUUGGAGAGAGGAUGUUUUUGAGACAUCAAAAUCUGCUUUUAUUUGGCAGA